AUGCGUACAAAAGCCUUGCGACUCCUGCGUAGAGAGGAAGGGACUGAUGCGGUGCCCGUGGAGAAACACAGAGGUCCCCAGGGUGAGGAUAUUCACGCUGUUCCUGCACCAAAGAGCGCAGCUGAAGCUGCUGGCACAGCCCAGCUCCCGAGUCUGCUGGCCCGGGGCCGGCGGCCCCCGCACCCCCCCACCCUGCAUAUGGUCAUCGAGGCGCUGCGGGCCCAGGACCAGAGGAAGGGCGUCUCCGUCGUCGCCAUCAAGCGGUUCAUCCUGACCAAGUACCCUGCUGUGGACCCUGUCCGCCUCAAGUACCUGCUGAAGCAGGCGCUGAGCAAGGGGCUGAGCCGCGGGGACCUGGUGCGGCCCCGCAACUCCUCCGCCAUGGGGGCCACCGGCCGCUUCAAGUUAGCCCCCAAGAAGCUGCAGCCAAAGCAGCCGCCGGGCCAGGCGGAUCCUGAGAAAGGACAGGCCCCAAAGCCGGGACGGAAAGGGACCACCAAGCCCCCCCAGGCCCCCGCAGCGGGUGCGUGACAAUGAGGCACCGCAAAGGAGAAGCCGACAGCAGCGAAACGGAAGCCGAGGGCGAAGCCCGUGGACGCCAGGCCGCCAGCACCAGCGAAGCCCAGGAGUGGUGGAGUGAAGCCCCCGCAAGCUGCCGGCCGCCCCUGGGCACCUGGCAAAGGACCUCCAGGGCCCCCUGCAGCUGCUGAGAGCGCAGGAGGGGGCAAUGAUGACAGCCCUGUGGGUGCUGGGGCAAAGGGGCCCCGAAAGGCGCCAGUGGGAAAGAGUAAGAGGAAGGUGCCCAAGGGUGCACAGCAAGAUGCCCCCAAGGCGAAGGGGGAUCAAGGCAAGGCGAGAAAGCCCCGGGUGACCCCAGGAGCCGGCCAGGGGGAGGCUGGGCUGCGGAAGGCAGCCCCCCCACCAGCAGGCAGGAAGGUCCCAUAG
This is a messenger RNA of Haliaeetus leucocephalus (bald eagle), 945 nucleotides long. RefSeq names its product histone H1oo. The record is from RefSeq and is a predicted model, not a curated record. NCBI's taxonomy places the organism in Eukaryota, Metazoa, Chordata, Aves, Accipitriformes, Accipitridae. The transcript has 5 exons. Gene Ontology annotation, molecular function: DNA binding. Gene Ontology annotation, cellular component: nucleosome. Gene Ontology annotation, biological process: nucleosome assembly.